Terrapene triunguis (Three-toed box turtle) is the source of this 1184-nucleotide messenger RNA. It is a transcript of the gene CCSAP, whose product is annotated as centriole, cilia and spindle associated protein. The transcript is spliced from 3 exons. Gene Ontology annotation, molecular function: microtubule binding. The record is from RefSeq and is a predicted model, not a curated record. Lineage: Eukaryota; Metazoa; Chordata; Testudines; Emydidae. Gene Ontology annotation, cellular component: centriole; axoneme; axon. Bases 63 to 842 code for a protein of 259 amino acids. Gene Ontology annotation, biological process: regulation of mitotic spindle assembly.
CGGCGACGCCGAGCGGGGUCUCUCGAGCGGGCUCCUGGGAGCGGCCGCGGCCCGGCCCCGGCAUGGUGCCCGCGCGGCCCCGCGUGAAGAGCGAGUACAUGAAGCGCUUCAAGGAGCCCAAGUGGGAGUCGUGCGGCCCCUGCUACCAGGAGCUGCUGCACUACCGCCUCAGCCGCCGCCUGCUGGAGCAGGCGCACCGGCCCUGGCUCUGGGACGGCUGGGAGCCCGGCAGCAGCGGCAGCAGCGCCGGCUCCCCCUCGCCCCCCAGCGCCAGCCCCCCGGCCGCGCAGCAGCAGGAGGCGGCAGCGCCAAGCGCGCCCGGUCCCGGCGGCAGCAGCCGCGUUGGGGAGUUGGGAGCAGCGGGGAAGGCGAGCCCGGCGGAGCCCCUGCGCGCAGCGGAGAAAGAAACAGAGGGAGACAGCCAAGAAAAAGUUGCAGAACAGACAUUGGUAAAAGAAACUGACAAAUCAACCAGCCAUACAGGACAACAUCCAAAUCGAAGUGCCUUGUCCAGUCGGAAUGCUCGAAGAUCAGCUAAAAGCCCUCAAAGGACAGAUGCAGCAAAGGAGCAUAAACAUCCAUUUGCUUUAUAUGGCUGGGGAGAAAAACAUACAGAUACAGGGAGCCAGAAAACUCACAACGUUUGUGCUUCUGCUUCAGUGCAUGAAAUUCAUGAGUCUGCACUACGAGCAAAGAACAGAAGGCAAGUGGAGAAAAGGAAGUUGUCUCAAAAGCGAGUGCGCUCUGCAGAUGUGGAUCGAACCUGGAGAGUAAAGCCUUCCCUGCCAGAUAAUCCCUGGAUGACUGAGUACAUGAGAUGCUACUCAGCAAGAGCUCGGUGAAUCAAAACUUGCUUGGACAUCUUUCUAAAUUAAAAAAUAUUUAUAUUCGAUCAGGACAUUGGUGCAAACUACUUAUGCAAGGUUUUUAUAGGGGGUUUCCAGCAGUCUGCUAUUGUUUGUAUUUUGGCUACCUACCUCAUCAGUAGAGCGUAGAGCUGGAGCCAUAACAUUUGAAGAUGUUUUUAAAUAUAGUUCCUUAAAUUUUUAAAUAUUUCUCCUUUUCUGAAGUCUUUUUACGAGGCAUUUCAAUGGACCUUUUGAGACUAUGAUUUCAAAAUACUGAAAGUCUAAGUAAAUUUUUCAAAAUCUUUUUUAGAAUUGGUUCAUUUCACAAACUUUCAA